AGAGCAGUUCAGAGGAGCUCUGACUUGUGGCGGUGCUGCAAUGCGCGUAAAAGGCGCGUCUCCGUUUUUACGCACAGCGCAAAGUGGAAAACAUAGAUAGAUUAUUAUUUCCACUUUCAAUACUUUUACUUAAUUUUAAAUCUAGCAUUUCCACGAAAGCAAAGUAUGAAGUGGACACUACAAGAGCACUUCAUUUCCAAAAGAGCGUGAGGCGGCGAAGCUUUCUGAAACUUUCCAUUGUUCACUUUGCAUUUGGCACCGGAAUCCUUAACUUCGUUGUGUAGUUAAUUAGGUAUCAUCCACUGGUUUAAAGACACUUUCGGUCGUACACGGAAAAAUGGAUCCUUUAUUCAAUACCACCGAUGUGCCAAAUUGGACCACCCGCUCCAACGACACCAAUAACGGGACCAUGUACUGGAACCAGUUUGUGCAGCCAGUUUGGCGAAUCGUCCUCUGGGCCAUUGCGUACAGUUGUAUAGUUAUCGUGUCCGUUGUAGGCAAUGUCACAGUCAUCUGGAUUAUUAUGGCUCAUAAACGCAUGAGGACAGUCACCAAUUAUUUUCUACUCAACCUGGCGUUUGCCGAAGCCUCCAUGUCCGCCUUCAACACGGUCAUCAACUUCACCUACGCAGUGCACAACGAGUGGUACUUCGGGCUGGUCUACUGCCGCUUCCACAACUUCUUCCCGAUCGCGGCUGUGUUUGCCAGCAUCUACUCCAUGACUGCGAUCGCUCUGGACAGGUACAUGGCCAUCAUCCACCCUCUGCAGCAGCGCAUGUCUUCCACUGAAACGAAGGUGGUGGUGGGUGUGAUCUGGGUUCUGGCUCUGCUGCUGGCAUUCCCUCAGUACUACUACUCCAACACGGACCAGCUCCCCGGCCGGGUGGUGUGCUACAUCGACUGGCCCGAGUACACCGUGUGCGACUUCAAAAAGAUGUACUAUGUGUGUGUGGCCAUCCUGAUCUACUUCCUUCCACUGCUGGUGAUGGGUUGUGCUUAUCUGGUGGUGGGACUGACGCUCUGGGCCAGUGAGAUCCCUGGAGACUCCUCUGACCGCUACAAGGAGCAGCUGACUGCCAAACGCAAGGUGGUGAAGAUGAUGAUUGUGGUGGUUUGUACGUUUGCCAUCUGUUGGCUGCCCUACCAUGUCUACUUUCUCCUGCAUCAGUUCUUCCCUGACAUGUUUGAAGAACAGUUCAUCCAGCAGGUCUACCUGGCCAUCAUGUGGUUGGCCAUGAGCUCCACCAUGUACAACCCCAUCAUCUACUGCUGCCUCAAUGACAGGUUUCGUGCUGGAUUUAAACAAGCCUUCCGCUGCUGCCCCUGUGUUCCUCGAGGCUCUUAUGAAGGCCUGGAACUGAAGUCCACCCGCUACCUUCAGACUCAGACCAGCGUUUACAAGGCGAGCCGAAUGGAGACCACCGUAUCUACUGUCCUCCAGAGUGGGGACGACGCGGAGCAGCCCAAGGUCAAGGCGACAGCGGUUUCAGGGCCCGGUGUGGCUGGAGUCGGGGCCAGACCACAUAGCUCCUCCCUGGACCUCACUUCAAACGGGUCAUCAUCCCGGAGUGUCUCCAAAACGGUAUCAGAGACGUCCAGUUUCUACUCCAGUAACAACCUGCAAGAAUAAACCUCAAGUACAGGCAGCGUUUGUCUGGACAGCAGAGAGAGAGAGUGUGAGUUGACUGUUCACAUAGCUACUUUUGUCUGCGUGUAUUCAUGCAAAGUACAGUGUGAUUGUGUGAGUUUGUCUGCUGGUGACUGUCAGUGUCUAAUGAAUAUAUUUCUGAUGUGUUCACUGGAACAUCAUGAUAGGAAAUGUCUUCACUGAGCCCUCUUCCUACUCACAACAUCCUGGUAGAAAGUACUCACGCUACUCACAGCUAAUGAUCAACUGGCAACAAGAAGAUUUGCUCAGUUCCAGAAAGCAACGAGGAGCACUUCAAUGACAUGAGCACAUUCCAGUUCAAAAGCGACGCUGAAGCAGACGCUAGCGCCUCCGAUCUUCACAGCUUCUGCUUGUCACACCAGCCUUCUCUCAGUGCAGAGAGAAGGUUCACACAUCCUCAAUCACACAGGCUAUGUGAUUUCACACGGUUUAUUUUGGAGUGGCGCUACAACAUGAGACCAGCAUGCUUUCAACAAGGCGACCCUUCGUUUUAACAGGGGCGGUUCUCUGCAAAGAAACAAAGCUUAGAUUUUCAGUGUGCCGAGUAAGUGCCUGACUGUGGUUUCAGUUAAAAGUUCAACCAUAAAAGGUGAU
Molecule: messenger RNA, 2263 nt
Organism: Stegastes partitus (bicolor damselfish)
Lineage: Eukaryota; Metazoa; Chordata; Actinopteri; Pomacentridae
Gene: tacr1a
Product: tachykinin receptor 1a
Exons: 5
Coding region: 338-1630 (430 amino acids)
Biological process (GO): positive regulation of flagellated sperm motility; G protein-coupled receptor signaling pathway
Cellular component (GO): sperm midpiece; plasma membrane
Molecular function (GO): substance P receptor activity
Source: RefSeq, a predicted model, not a curated record